Molecule: messenger RNA, 4957 nt
Organism: Cottoperca gobio
Lineage: Eukaryota; Metazoa; Chordata; Actinopteri; Perciformes; Bovichtidae
Gene: adarb2
Product: adenosine deaminase RNA specific B2 (inactive)
Exons: 10
Coding region: 326-2614 (762 amino acids)
Biological process (GO): RNA processing; adenosine to inosine editing
Cellular component (GO): nucleolus; cytoplasm
Molecular function (GO): double-stranded RNA adenosine deaminase activity; adenosine deaminase activity; tRNA-specific adenosine deaminase activity
Source: RefSeq, a predicted model, not a curated record
GAGGCGCGGAAAAACUGUCUGAGAGGAGCGGAGUAGUAUCAGUGCUGCUGAGAGCUGCCACGCUGCGCUGCAAACAGUCUCUCCUUGAGCGGGAGGGAGGCGAGCUGGAGUUUCAGAGGUGAUACAGGAACAGCAAGACGCGCUCCCCCCUGGUAAAGAGGGAUAAAAAAAACAAAAAAAAACCAGGCAGAGCGGAAAACAUAGUCCGGGUGUACGUAAAACCCGAGGACGCUGUGUUAUCAGAGAGCAAACGGAGACAAGUACAAAGGAGAGUCGAGCCGCCGAGUCCAAGUUAUUCCUGCGCUUCGCACCGAAGGCUGCGCUGAUGGCAUCCGUACUUGGAAACAACAGCCGCGCGUCGGGGGCUCAGAGCGGCCAGGUUAAAUGCAAGCUGAAAAGGAGAAGGAGGAGGCGGUCGAAGAGAAAAGAAAAAGUCAGUAUGCUGUCAGCAUUGAUCGCUCCCUUCAAGUACAUAAGCCCAGGGACCAGCAGCACAGAGGACGAGGACAGUUUAAGUACCAGCAGUGCCGAGGUAAAGGAAAACCGUAACAUUGGUAAUUUAGAGGAUCGCUCCAUAGGAUCUGCAGAGUGCCAGUCGCUUUUCUGCUCCGACUCUGCAAGAAGUGGCAGCUCUGGUCUGAAGAGGAAACGGCCACUGGAGGAGGACAACAACGGACACUUGUGUCAACUCCGCCUGAUCUAUAAGAAACUGUCCUGGUCUGAAGCACCAAAGAAUGCUUUGGUGCAGCUCAAUGAGCUGCGGCCGGGCCUUCAGUAUCGCAUGGUGUCCCAGACUGGCCCGGUCCACGCUCCUGUCUUCUCUAUCGCUGUGGAGGUGAACGGGCUGACCUUCGAGGGCACGGGCCCCACAAAGAAGAAUGCCAAGAUGAGGGCUGCCGAGCUGGCCCUCAAAUCCUUCAUCCAGUUCCCCAAUGCUCCUCAGGCCCACCUGGCUAUGGGAAACAUCUCAAACCCUUCGGCUGACUUCACGUCGGAUCAGGCAGACUUCCCUGAAACACUGUUCAAGGAAUUUGAGUCUGCGGCGUGCUCCGAUGGCCUCUCGCUCUGCAACUCAGCAGUAGAGAGCGAGCUUCUAUCGAGUGAGCUACUGAGACAUGGACGGUUGCUUCGCCAUACCUUGGACCUGAUGGUGCAGGCUCAGCAGAGGCUAGGUGGGAUUGUUCCAGAGCCAGAUGCCCCUAAGAGCCCCGUGGCAAUGCUCAAUGAGCUCCGACCGGGCCUGCGCUACGCCUGCCUUUCGGAGCGAGCCGAAGGCAGACGGCUGCGUAGCUUUGUGAUGGCGGUGCGUGUGGACGGGCGGAUAUUUGAGGGCUGCGGUCGCAGCAAGAAGCUGGCCAAGACCCAGGCAGCCCAGUGUGCUCUUCAGGCCCUCUUCAACAUCAGGACAGCACCUGAGGGUAGAACAGGCCUCAAAGCCAGCAGGAAGAGCUGUCCUCAUUUACCCCAGGACUUUGCCGAUUCAAUAUUCCACUUGGUGCGGGAGAAGUACCGGUCCCUGGUGGGCGGCUGCAGUCCUGCGCACGCUCGACACAAAUCCCUGGCAGGCAUCGUAAUGACCCGAGGUCUGGACCCGAGACAUGCCCAGGUGGUGGCGUUGUCCACGGGCACCAAGUGUAUCAACGGGGAGUAUCUGAGUGACCAGGGACAAGUGGUCAAUGACUGUCAUGCUGAAGUGACGGCCCGCAGAGCCCUGCUACGCUUCCUCUACUCUCAACUUGAACUCUUUUUAAGUAAAAGGCCAGAGGACUGGGAGGAGUCGAUAUUUGUGCGGCACAAGGAGUGCGGCUACAGGUUGAGAGACAACGUCCAUUUCCACAUGUACAUCAGCACCUCGCCGUGUGGGGACGGGAGGCUCAACUCGCCCUAUGAAAUCACCACUGACCUACACAGCAGCAGACACCUCAUGAGAAAACAUCGCAGCCACCUGCGGACCAAAAUCGAGUCAGGCGAGGGGACGGUGCCGGUGCGAUGUCGGGGGCCCGUCCAGACGUGGGACGGCGUCUUGCAGGGCGAGCAGCUCAUCACCAUGUCCUGCACCGACAAAAUCACCAGAUGGAACAUCCUGGGCCUGCAGGGGGCGUUGCUGAGCCACUUCGUGGAGCCGGUGUACCUGCACAGCGUAACCGUCGGCAGCCUGCGGCACAUAGGCCAUCUGGGAAGAGUUCUGAACCAGCGGCAUGAGCGCCUGGGCCCACUGCCCGCCACGCACAGACGCAACCAGCCCCUGCUCAGCGGGCUGAGCAGUGCCGAGUAUCAACAGCCGGGGAAGGCCUCAUGUGUGAGUGUCAACUGGACACUUGGUGACGCACAGUUGGAGCUGGUCAACACAGCCACCGGACGGAGACGGGACUCAGGGACACCCUCGCGUCUCUGCAAGCACACCCUGUUCACCCGCUGGAACAGACUUUACCGCAAGUCGGGGAUCCACGUGUCCGGCUCGGUGGAACGUCAGCUCAUGUACUGCGAGGCCAAGAUGGCGGCGCGUCCUUACCAGACAGUGAAGCAGCAGUGGUUCAGAUCUCUGCAGGAAACGGGCCUCGGUACCUGGGUGAAGAAACCGCCCGAGCAGGAACAGUUCCUGCUGUCGGUCUGAGGAAGAGAGAGCGUGUGUGUGUGUGUGUGUGUGUGUGUGUGUGUGCGUGUGCGUGUGUGUUUGUUUAACCUUAAUUUUUUUAGGGUAACAUGACUCCAUGCUCUUUACCAACAUCCUGCUUCACACCUUUAUAACUGGAGGUUUACCAGUGCAACCUCUAACUCAAGGCCAUCACCUGUGUGUGUGUGUCUGUGUGUGUCACAUUGUGUAUGUGUCGCCCAUCCACUGAAAAGAGAACAGACAUAAAAGAUGGACCCUUUCUUUGACUUGCCACUCUUUAAAUGCACAAACACACACGUUAGAGAAAACACACACCUAAAUAUCCCCCUCUUCACCUGUCAAGGAAGGGUGGGGUAACCUUGAGCAGAAUGAAAGGCAGCCGCUAUCUUGUCAUCAGCUAUUUCCGGGCCCCAAGGCUCCCGCUGAGGAACAGAGCCACGGGGAGAGAGACAGAAAGAGACAGAAAAAGAGAGAGAGGUGUCCACGUCCAAUUACCGGCCCUGUCAGGGUGACGGGUGAUAGAGGGAGAGAGAGGGAGGCGAUGGGAAGAGAGAGUAAGAAAAAGAGGACGACACACCAUUGCUUCAGCCGGCCUCACCUUCCCGCUCUCAUUUCUAUAUUUGUCCUUCUUCUCUGACUCACCCUUUGACUCCCGACUUCCUCCUCCCUUUGUCUCCAUUUCUCCCUCAUUGCCCUCUUUCCAUUUUAUUCCCUCCUCCACCUAUUUCACCUCACCUUCCUCUUUGUCACUCUCUCCUCCUCGCUUGCGUCUACCCCACCCCCCGCGCCUUUCAAGCGCAGUGGAGGUUUACACGACACGACGACAGGUUAAUACACUCUCUUUUUUUCUCCCAUCCUCAGCCCAACUGGGUAGAGAGAAGGAGAAAAAUCGAGGUACAUAAUCGCAGCCAUUACAGCUCGUCUAAGUACAGGUGGAGGUGGUGAUGGAGGGAGGGGAGGGGUUUUCUGUUUUUCCUUCUCUUUCAUACUAAUUUUAAUUCCUCUCUCUUUUGACCUGGACGACCUCAGUUUUCAGCCCGUUGUGACCCGUUUCCGUACAUCGAAGCUUGUUGUCACCAAUAAAAGCGACUUUGGAUCGUGACUCAUUAGCGAGGCCUUGUUGACCUGAUCGACUUGUGCUCCUCUCUGUGGUCAUGACCGCCUUGAACAGAUAAGUCAAGGUGGUGAGAGGUUUUGUAAGCUCACACCCCUUCACUGUCAGCGCUGUGGUCGACCUGAGGAAUUUUAUUUUGAAAUGCCAUUUUCAACACACUUAAACACACAACCUUCAUGGACGAAUUAAAAAUCAGCGAAGUGAAUAUGGACGUCCAUGAUCAGUACCAUGUACAUUUGUACCUCACACUAUUUUAUGUCUCUGCAUAUUUCAUGAGGGUUUUUUUAAGCCGCUAAGUGUUAAUAUUCAUUGUGAUCAUGACCGUGUUGUUCUGUCAUUGCUGUAUUCUCCAAGGAUUUUAGACAGGCAUCCAAAGCAGCCAGCAGCAUGGCUCAGUCAGCAGUAAAAUCUAAGUAGUGAGAGUGACAUCUAGUGGUGCUUUCCUGUUGUCGUUUUCCUGUCCUGCUCCUGCUCAGCCCUCGGUACAGAUACAGAACCAAACCCAAGUGCUGACUGUAGAAUGAGACCUUCAGUGUUUUGACACACAGGCAGAUUACAAGAGAGAAUUUGACCCACGUGUGCAUAGCAUUACAUAUUAGUGACUAAAUAAGCAAAAGAAAAAAACAUUCUUUGUUAUUAUUUAUUGAGAGUUUAACGCUCCAAAACUUUAAUCUGUUUGAUUCCGGCUGUGUGGGUGUGUUGAGAUCAGGUGGGUGUCUUUCAAAGAUGACUAGUACUAAGUAUCUAAUAUUUCAUUUGCAUUUGUAUGUCCCAUGAUGGUCUGCAUGCCAUUUUAAAAGCCUUUUUCAUCAUGAGAAGAUUAACAUUCUGGUAAACAUCUACAUUCACUGAGGGGUGAGGUCAUCGUCAGCCUGCACUCCAUAACUUCAGACUUGACGUGUUUUGUCGACACAGGUAACAACAUUCCUCAUUGCUUCACACCAUGUUUCCUAACGGCUGUACAAGCCAUGAAAACAGAUUUAUUUUGAGAGAUAAUAAAUAUAAGGCAUGUCUGAAUGGCAAUAUUGUAUCUAAGAGUGUAUAUAUGUAUAAAACAAUGUAUAAAAGAUGUUGACAAAGAUGUGAAAGAGAUCCUACAAUGUCUAUCAUGUAAAUUAAAGUAUAUGAAGAAUUGCUGCUACGGUCUGUAAAUUGCACUUCAGUAACGAAUAAAAAAGUGAAUGUUUGUACUGUAUAUGUGAAUAAAACCACAAAAUCUUGUAAUUUUA